This is a messenger RNA of Manis pentadactyla (Chinese pangolin), 3980 nucleotides long. RefSeq names its product extracellular leucine rich repeat and fibronectin type III domain containing 1 (gene ELFN1). Bases 521 to 2995 code for a protein of 824 amino acids. Gene Ontology annotation, cellular component: plasma membrane. The record is from RefSeq and is a predicted model, not a curated record. Gene Ontology annotation, molecular function: protein binding. The transcript has 2 exons. Lineage: Eukaryota; Metazoa; Chordata; Mammalia; Pholidota; Manidae.
UGGAGCGGCCCUGAGGAGCAGGCGGCCAGGGGCAGCUGAGCUGGCCGAGGGCACUGCCGGGGCCUGCCCGGCCGAGCGAGGAAAGAGGCAGGAGGGGUCAGAGGCUCCGUCCUUGGGGGUCGAGGCUGCCCCUCAGCCUCUGCUUCGGACGGCUGUGUGGCGAUGGGCAAUACCCUGGGCCUCUCCUGACUCAGUUUCCUCCCCUGUAACAUGCGGAAAGGGGGGCUUCCCCACACGCAGGCUUGUGGGGAUCAAACUAAAUGGGAAGAGUGUUCGAGAGCCCCCCGGAGUCAUCCCAGAGGACCGGCAGAGCUGGAGACGCAGGGAGCUGUCAGGACGCCCAGGCCGAUGGGGAAGGAGGCCUCGGCAGGACGCGGGUGGAUGACGGGAGGCGGCCGGCAGUGAGGGAGACACGCUCCCUCCCGGCGACCAUGCGGUUUGGGACAGGACAUCCCUGAGGACACAGCUUCCCCUUCCGCCCCCCCAUCACCCCGGAAGGCUGAGCACGUCUCCCACAACAAUGGUCCCCAUGGCCGCCUGCCGGUGGGGGGCACUGUGGGCAUGCGUGGCCGCAGCCACCCUGCUGCAUGUGGGCGGGCUGGCCUGGGGCGACUGCUGGUUGAUCGAGGGUGACAAGGGCUUCGUGUGGCUGGCCAUCUGCAGCCAGAACCAGCCACCAUACGAGGCCAUCCCGCAGCAGAUCAACAGCAGUGUGGUGGACCUGCGGCUCAAUGAGAACCGCAUUCGCAGCGUGCAGCAUGCCUCCCUCAGCCGCUUCGGCAACCUCACGUACCUCAACCUCACCAAGAACGAGAUAGGCUUCAUCGAGGAUGGCGCCUUCUCGGGCCAGUUCAACCUGCAGGUGUUGCAGCUGGGCUACAACCGGCUGCGGAGCCUGACGGAGGGCGUGCUGCGUGGGCUGGGCAAGCUGGAGUACCUGUACCUGCAGGCCAAUCUUAUUGAAGUGGUUGCGCCCGGCGCCUUCUGGGAGUGCCCCGGCAUCGUCAACGUGGACCUGUCCAUGAACCGCAUCCAGCAGCUGCACAGCGCCACGUUCUCCGGGCUGCCCCGGCUGUCUGUGUGCGAGCUCUACAGCAACCCCUUCUACUGCUCCUGCGAGCUCCUGGGCUUCCUGCGCUGGCUAGCCGCCUUCACCAACACCACGCAGACCCAUGACCGCAUGCAGUGCGAGUCGCCGCCACUCUACUCUGGCUACUUCCUCCUGGGCCAGGGCCGCCACGGCCACCGCAGCAUCCUCAGCAAGCUGCAGUCUGUGUGCACCGAUGGCUCCCAUGCGGCCGAGCCCAUCCCGGGGCCAGGCCGUCCGCAGCCGGGCCGCUUACCGCCCCCGCCCCUGCCACCUGAGCCCAGUGAGGCCCCCUGUGCCGAUGAUGAGUGCUUCUCUGGCGACGGCACCACACCGCUGGUGGCCCUGCCCACGCUGGCCACCCAGGCCGAGGCCCGUCCCUUCAUGAAGGUCAAGCAGCUGACGCAGAACUCGGCUACCAUCAUGGUGCAGCUACCCAGCCCGUUCAACCGCAUGUACACGCUGGAGCACUUCAACAACAGCAAGUCGUCCACUGUCUCCAGGCUGACCAAGGCCCAGGAGGAGAUCCGCCUGACCAACCUGUAUGCACUCACCAACUACACCUACUGCGUGGUCUCCACCAGCUCCGGGCUGCACCACAACCACACCUGCCUCACCAUCUGCCUGCCCAAGCCUCCCAGCCCACUUGGGCCCGUGCCCAGCCCCUCCACGGCCACCCACUACAUCAUGACGAUCCUGGGCUGCCUGUUCGGCAUGGUGCUGGUGCUUGGUGCCGUCUACUACUGCCUGCGCAGACGGCGGCGCCAGGAAGAGAAGCACAAGAAGGCAGCCUCAGCGGCCUCGGCCGGCAGUCUCAAGAAGACCAUCAUUGAGCUCAAGUAUGGGCCCGAGUUGGAGGCGCCCAGCCUGGCCCCGCUGUCCCAGGGUCCGCUGCUGGGCCCUGAGGCCGCACCCCGCAUCCCAUACCUGCCAGUGGCCGCCAGCGAGAUGGAGCAGUACAAGCUGGUGGAGAGCUGCGAGACGCCCCAGGCCGGCAAGGGCGGCUACAUGGAGGUACACACGGGUGAGCAGGCAGAGCGCAGGGACUGUGAGACGGGCCGGCCGGGCCCCAGCAGCCAGAGCUCCGUGGCUGAGAUCUCCACCAUCGCCAAGGAGGUGGACAAGGUCAACCAGAUCAUCAACAACUGCAUCGAUGCGCUCAAGUCUGAGUCUGCCUCUUUCCAGGGCGGCAAGCAGGGGGCCGUGUCGGCGGCUGAGCCGCCGCUGGUGCUGCUGGCUGACCCGCUGGCGGGCAAGCAUGGUUUCCUAGCACCCGUGUACCAGGACCCCUUCGGCCAUGGCCUGCCACGGCACCACAGCGUGGAGGCAGCUGCGGGGCCCCCACAUGCCAGCAUCUCGUCCGGCAGCUCUGUGCGCAGCCCGCGGGCCUUCCAUGCUGAAGCCGCCAGUAUGCACAAGGCUGCGACUGCCGAGGCCCAGUACAUCGAAAAGAGCUCACCUGCGGCCGGUGCCAUCCUCACUGUGACGCCCGCGGCCACCGUGCUGCGGGCCGAGGCCGAGAAGGGCCGCCAGCACCGGCACUCGUACCCCGGGUCCCACCCCACUGCACCCUCCGUGUCCCCCGCACCCCCACCCCAGGAGGGCCCAGGCGGCCGCAAGGCAUCCAUCCUGGAGCCUCUGACCCGGCCGCGGCCCCGCGACCUGGCCUACGCACAGCUGUCUCCGCAGUACCAUAACCUGAGCUACUCCUCCAGCCCCGAGCACACCUGCAGGGCCCCCCAGAGCAUCUGGGGGCGCCUCGGACUGAGCCGCCGGCGGCACAAGGAAGACGAGGAGUUCAUGGCGGCUGGCCAUGCCCUGCGCAAAAAGGUGCAGUUUGCCAAAGAUGAGGAUCUGCACGACAUCCUGGACUACUGGAAGGGUGUGUCUGCCCAGCACAAGUCCUGAGCCCACCACCUGGUGCCGCCCCCGAAACUCGUGAUGCCCACUGGACCAAAAAGGACCUGAGCCACUGCAGCUGUCUGUAAACCAGAGACUUACACACACACACUCACACUCAGCAGCCAUCGCUGACGCCUGGGGGCCUGCAGAGAAAGUGGGGAGGAGGCGCUGACAGCAGACACAGGCGGCCGAAUGCCUGCCCGGCCCUGGUGGUCUCACUGGUGUGAGCGGCUGCCCACACUCACUGUGCGCGCGCGCGCACACACACACACACACACACACACACACACACACACACGGGACUUCGGAAAACUGUGUCUUAGGGGUAGGGGUGGGGGAUGGGAGAUUUUUUUCAUUAUCUCUCUUCGUUUGAUUCUUCUGCCUCUAUUUUCCUUUCUCUUUUCUUCCGUUUUUAAAAAUAAAUAAAUAAAAGCUCUCUUAACAAGAUAUGAAAUACCAGACAUGGGGAGCACGGCCUACGUGGCCGCCUGCUUGCAUGAUCUCCUGUCUGUGGUUCUCUGUGGACGUUGUUCAGUCUGUCUCUUCACUGCCACCUCCGGAGGCCACCAGAGAGGGGCAGAGCGGAUGCAGGCAUCCGGGGCUGUCCUGGAGCCCUGCAGGACUCAGGGGGGGGCCGUGCCUGUGGGCGACGGGGUGGCCCGGAGGGGCGAGGUGGAAGUGCUCCCGCCCUGCCCCCACUGCACACGGCUGUCAUCCUAUUGUACAGAAGAAUAUUUCUAUAUUUGCAAUGUUUGCUGUAAAAUCAGAGAGAGAAAAGAACUAUGUCUACUAAAAAAAAAAUUCUGCAAAGGAAAAAAACCCAAAUACUUGUUUGUACUGGGUUUUUACUGUGGGAAUUAGGGAAAUAUUUGGGGGUUCUUUUAUGGCUGGUUUGGGGAUGGGGCCCUGGUUCCAGGUGGGUCACUACUGAGCUCUCUUCCCAGGGGGCAGGCAUGACCUCGAAUGGCCACUGGCAGAGCACCUGAGAAUC